UGCUGCCCAUGAGCCUUGCUGCUGAAAGCCCUUGAAGUUGUCAUAGCAAAGCCUUCGGGGAGCUAGUAGGUGGUGGAGACAGAAGAGACGGUGACAAAAUCUUUGUGGGUAUGACCCGUACAUGACAAAUUCACAGGGUCUUACUGGUGAUACGGGUAUCAAACCAGCAGCAUGCCGUGGACGUGAUGCUGUUCGUGUUUAUGUACAGUUAGCUUGCUGUUUUUAAAGCUACCAUCACCCUCAGGGUUAGAUAUAGCAGUGGCUGGGGGCUUUCUUCUUAUGUUGGAACGUGAAAGGCACACUUUUCCCUUUCUUUUAUUUUCUAUUUUUAUUUUUUAAAUACCAAGUGUCACUGUGGUGUCUUCUUCAGUGGUCUCUUCACCCUAUAUCACUGUCCGCCUGCUCAAUAGAGGCUUUUAUAUUAUUUUGAUGCUGCAAAUAUUCCUUUAUCCAUGUAGAGCAUCCGUAAGGAAUGGUCUGCAGGACUUGCUGCGCUGAGGCUGCGCUGUACCGGAGCGUGGUGAUGCAGGGCCAGGUCCAUAGCAGGUGUAGUGGCAGCGCGGUACCUUGCACUCUGGUCUGUCGAGGCUGUUUUUCACUGCUUCCAAAGGAGCUUCGCAGUUUAUAAGACUUUGAAAGCUUGACAUGGACAUGAUGUUCCUCCUGAGAUGUUGCCGCUGUAUCUCUUGGAGCAGUUCUUUUGUUGCUUCCGACAGCUGAAAUUAACGUGGAGCAAACUCCGGAAUGUUUGAACAAGCUGAGCUUUCCUUGUAAUAUCUCUUUUCCCCAGACAAACGUGGGGAGAUGUUCAGCCCUCCCUCCCCCCAUUUCCUUCCUCCCCAAGCCUCGACACUGUCCCACUGUUGUGGAUUGCUUGUCUCCUGCAAGACUGUAUUUCAUUGUCCCUCGAGAAUGCCCGAGUCAGUGCUUAUUUGUCUCCGAAUCAUUGUCCUUGCAGUCUUGAAUAAAACCCACGUUAAGCAGGUGGAGCUGAUAAAAUCACUUCCAACGCAGCUGAUGGCAACUGGGUCAGCUCCUUUCUCACUGUUUCCUGACAGAGGAGAAAAUAAAGCAGACACGAAAGCAAAACACACGACUUUUCCCGUCUCCCUUCCCCAGCCCCCCCGUCAUGGUUUCUUCAACACCAAAACAGAAGCCUCAGCCACUCAGCUGCACGGGAGAGUCUGAAUUUCUCAGAGUCAACAUUUCCACGUCUGACAAAAUUUAAAAAAGAAUAAUAACAAUAAUAAAAAAAAGUGCAGAGGCUGCAUGUGGUCUGGCACGCAGCCAGGCAAGGAGAGCUCUUUGGGGUUAUUAUUAGGCAGAUAACUGUAUCAAGAACUUGAACGUCAACCCCACUGUGAAGGCUGCGGCUCUGUUGAAAUGCUGAUGCAUGUUUGAUGCUUAUGAGAAAAUAUAUCGCAGUGUCUAAAGCCACUUUUUUUUUCUUCUUUUCCCCCUGCAAUAACUUUGGUGCUGGUGGUGUUCCUGGGAAGUGACUGCAGGUGCUCUGAGGGGAGCUGUUGCCAGUUUUGAGCUUGCAAAUCCCUUUCUGUUGUUACAACCAACGCCUUGCUCGCACCUCUCAUAGGAACCAAACCUAGAACUUGUGCACGUUGCAGGGAGGUGGGCCCAAAGGGAACUGGACUGCCUUGAGGAUCUUGUAAUCCCUUCUCAGGGCUUAUCUCAGCAAGGUGAGGGACGUUUGGGGGCCGUGGGUUCUGGUUUGGAAGGUGUGUGUGCAGAGAGGUACUCAGGGCAUGGGGAAACCAUCACUGGGACUUCAGUGCCCUGUAGCGGGGGGGCACAAGGAGAUGCAAGAAGAGCCUGACCGAUCCGUUAGGAAGGACAGCCUGUUGGUGAUCCUCAAGAACGGAGACAGCACUUACAGCACUCGAGGAGCAAGAGCUGACGGAGAGGGAUGCACGAGGCAAGGUGACACGGGUAGAGCUGCAGCCCGGGAAGUUUCUUGUCAAGUGCCUGGAGACCGGCAGAAGAAUGUCUGUUGGUAAUGCUGCGAGAUACCACGUAUCUGUCUGUGUUCCCAGCUAUAUACGAGUCCUUUAUAAUUGGGUGUGCCUGAAUGCAUCAGCCUUUGGAUGUGAGCGUCUUCUCCUGAAACAGCCUUGUGAUAUCCGAGCUGCCUGUUCUCACGGGAGGUGCCUCAGAAGAGCCUGUCCCUGCGUCUGUCCCGGGGCCUGACGGGGCUGCCUGGCUUCCAGAUCUGAACCAUGUCUCACCCGUCCUGGCUGCCGCCCAAGAGUACCAACGAGCCUGUUGGUCACGUUACGGCGAGGAUGGAGACCACGCAUGCCUUUGGGACUCCCAGCAUCUCGGUGUCCACCCAGCAGACGCCAAAGAAGUUUGCACCCGUUGUUGCCCCCAAGCCAAAGUACAACCCAUACAAGCAACCAGGAGGUGAUGGAGACUUCCUUCCUCCACCCCCACCUCCUGUCGAUGACCUCGGGAGUAUCACAUCACAAGGUGCCUUUCCGCCACCGCCCCCUCUGGAUGACGUUACUUUCAACGUGCAGGUGAAUCCUGGUGGCAAGACACUAGAGGAGAGGCGGUCCAGCUUAGAUGCAGAAAUCGACUCCCUGACCAGCAUCCUGGCCGACCUAGAGAGCAGCUCUCCUUACAAGCCUCGGACUCAACAGGGCUCCGGGACCUCCAGCAGCUCUGCUGCCACCGCCCCGUCCGUGUCCACCCCUGUCACUGGCCACAAGCGGAUGAUCAUUCCCAACCAGCCUCCCCUCACCGCCACCAAGAAGUCCACCGCCAAGGGCCCGGGCCAGCCGGCUCCCAUCCCGGUCACUCCUAUCGGCACCCUGAAGCCACAGCCGGUACCGGCCUCCUACGCCACGGCCUCCACGCCCAGCCGCCCGACCUUCAACGUCCAGGUGAGGACGGCGCAGCCCAGCCCUCACUACCAGCCGCCCGGCCCGCAGCCCACUCACUACGGCAGCAUGGGGCCUGGGCAGCCCUACGCGGCCCCGCCGUCCCGCCCGCCUGGCGCCCCGCAGUACGGCUCACCACAGCCCCGCGGGCCCGACUACGGCUACGCCCCGCCGCCCGCCCGGCCCUCGGAGCCCAGCUAUGGCUACGCGCCGCAGCAGGGCCGGUACCAAGACCCGUACUAUGGCGGGUACGGGGGGAGGAAUGGCUCCGAAGCGCCCUACAUGCCGCAGAGCACAUGGAAGGUCGAACCGGCGUAUCCAGCCAGUAACACCGUGGGCCAGGCUCCUCCCGGGCUGUACCAACCGCCUGGUACAAAGAAGACCUAUAUCACCGACCCAGUGAUGGCCCCGCAGCCGCUGCAGCAAAAGAGUGGGUAUCCGAGCUCUGGACCCGCAUCAAGCACUCCUGCCUUCAGGCCUGAGGAUGAGCUGGAACAUCUGACCAAGAAAAUGCUGUAUGACAUGGAGAAUCCUCCCUCUGAUGACUACUUUGGCCGCUGUGCCCGCUGCGGGGAGAAUGUUGUUGGGGAAGGCACUGGCUGCACAGCCAUGGACCAGGUCUUCCACGUGGAGUGCUUCACCUGCAUGAUGUGCAACAGCAAGCUGAGGGGACAGCCUUUCUAUGCAGUGGAGAAGAAAGCCUACUGUGAACCCUGCUACAUCAACACACUGGAGCAGUGCAGUGUCUGUGCAAAGCCCAUCAUGGAAAGGAUUCUGCGAGCCACUGGGAAGGCCUACCAUCCCCACUGCUUCACCUGCGUGAUGUGCCAUCGCAGCCUGGAUGGGAUCCCCUUCACCGUGGAUGCCGGAGGGAACAUCCACUGCAUUGAGGAUUUCCAUAAGAAAUUUGCACCGAGGUGUUCAGUGUGUAAGGAGCCCAUCAUGCCAGCACCAGGACAAGAGGAGACUGUCCGCAUUGUCGCCUUGGAUCGUGACUUCCAUGUCCAGUGCUACCGGUGUGAGGACUGCGGCGGCCUCCUCUCUGAAGGGGACAAUCAGGGCUGUUACCCUUUGGACGGGCACAUCCUUUGCAAGACCUGCAACUCGGCUCGGAUCCAGGCUCUGACUGCCAAGGCCAGCACUGAUCUCUGAGUAUCAACUGUGACCCUCCUCAGGAUGCCUUCCUGGGGGAAUUGCACAAGCUUUGCAUGAUUUCUUUCCAGCCUAGGGUCUGAAACUCUGUUUAAAAAAAAAAAAAAAAAAAAAAAAAAAAAAAAAAACUGGAAGGCUUUGGAACAAGAGGGCAUUCAGGCCAUGUUCAGACUGCCUGCAAUAGGCACCUAAUUUAGACAGGAUUCUCCAGGAGGGUGGCAAGUCAGACCACCAGCUGUCUCUGCAGUUGAUGGUGACAAGUGAUGAUAACACCUAAGUUAUCUGCCUGUAGAAGGAGGUCUGAACUGGUGAAAGGUGGCUGAGCUAGACUUUUCCUAAGUCAUUCUUGAUCAGCUCUCACUGAAGACAGGGGAGCUUCUCUUUGAUUUUAAUAGGAUCUGAGUCACAGCAGAAGUAGCUCCACUGUCACAGAAGGUGUGAAACCAGUAUGAGAGUAAAACCAGUGCUCCUCUCAUUACAUCACAAACAAUACAACUUCAACCACGCUGCACCUAAGAGUGUAGAUGUGAUCUUGUAUCUUUGGGACGCAGAUUUAUUGUCUGUAUCUUUUGUCUUAGGCCCUUACUUGUCUCCAUUCCCUUCCAGUUCUAUAGGUUUUUUUUCUUUUUCUUAUGAAAUUAUAUUUUGCUAUUGCAUAAAUUUAUUCAGUAGUGAUGCUUCCAAUUCACAAAAUGAGCAAUCACAGAAUGACAUAAGCUUGAAUACACUACACACACACACAUACACACACAGACACAAUGUGCUUUUGAUUUAGUAGAGAUAUAAGUCAAUCAUGUCCAUUGAGAAGGUCUUUUAAGGAUCUGGGGCUGGAAACACUUUUAAAAAAAUCCCAGUAGUUAAAAAAAAAAAAAAGACUACAUAGAACUGCAGUGCAGAAAGCGAUGCUCAAAAACACCUUAUGCCACUCAUUAUAGUGGGACCAGUGUCAGCACUGGUUUCUGGGUAGAUAUUUAAGCAGUGCAGCCUUGUUUCGUUGUUUAUUGCAGUGGGGAGGAUUUUUCUUCAACUGUAACAGGAAUUGAAUCAGGCCUUGGGAUAGAUGUUUCUCUGAUGGUAACGUGCACAAUCUGGAGUUCUCAUUAAAAAAGAUAUUUCAACAACGGCAAAAGGGCCUUUCUAAAUACAUGCAGUUGUUCAGUUUUUAUCUUAAAAAAGUUAAAGAAGGUGUUAAACUGUUCUCUGUGCCAACCCAGAAAGCAAGCAUUUUUUUUCUUUCAUUUUCAUCCCAGCCACUUAUUACUCCUCACUGGUAAAAUGUCAUUGCAGAAGAGUGCUGGGCCAGGAGCAGCACUUUCAUCUUCUGUCCAGAGUUAAUACAGAUGCCAAGGUAAAUAAAAGCUGGGCACAGAUAACCUUUUUUUUUUUUUUUUUUCUCAUGUUGAUAGAGUUUUUGUGGGUUUUGUUGUUUUAUUAAUUAAAAAAAAAUAAUAAAUUUGCAGCUCACUCUGAGCAGCUAUAAUAUUCUUGUUCAUGAAACCCAUAAUAACUCAGGUGCAAAUUACAUAGUGAGGGAGUAAUUUUCGUAUCACUGAAUUGACAUUAAUAUCUUAUUUGCAGAUGUAAUCAAAGAGAAUACCUUUCUUUGCACUUAACAAAUUAAGAAGCAGAACUGAAACAGUUGCAGGCUGAUUGACCAUAUUAGUGACAAAUUGGCACUUUUCAAGAGUGUUACAAGAAAUUUUUUUCAUGCACGCACUGAAAAGCAAUGAGAAUGCAGUGCUUUCAUCUUUAAUCUCUAUAACAGAAGCCUGAUAUAAUUAUACCUACUAAUGCUGGAAAAAAAGGGAAAGUUAGAUGAGCUGGGCUGGUAAGAAACAAAGAAGAAAAAAUUAAUAUACUUACUGCAGCUCCGGCAAAUGGUGCAUUUCCUUUCAGUUUAGCACUAACCUUUAUGGAUGAACACUGUGAACUGUAAUAGCUUUAGCUGUAUACAGUAAAUUCAAAUACAAACUGUGUAAGGAACAGAGGUUUCAGAUAGGUAUUUCUGUAUUUUGGCAAGCUGCAAUGGUGUCAGGGAAGACUCCCAAAAUUCACAGCUCAAAAUGAAUCCUUCUUUGUAGAAGGGUGGCAUCAUUAAGCAAUAGAAAUCGUUCUCCACUGUAGUGACUGUGUUGAAGCAGUUUGCCUUUUUAUACUAGAUUUCUACCCUGGCCUUCAAGAAUUUUACUGCCUUAUACAUUAACAGACUUUUUUGCACUGUGGCUUCUGCCAGAUUCCAUCUGGGCUCCUGCUCCCUGAACCAUGGCACGUAAGAUACUUCUGAGCUCGCUUCUUUACAGGCAGUCCCCACCACCACUAGUCAAAAACCCUGGCAACUAUUGAGCAAAUCCAGUUUGAAUUAACCCCACAGAAACACUGGAGUGCAGAGCUGGGGUUGCUAACACUGUUGUAUUCCUAUGGAGGAUUUUACAUUUCUGCAAGCAUGUACAGAAGAAGCCAUUCAUCAGGCUGCAAACACAGCUCUGAACUUCCUCCUUGUUAGUGUUAAAUCAGGUGGCUGAUGAGACUCUCAUAAAUAACAGUGUGGUAACUGAUUCAAGUGAGCUAUUUUGGCUACAGUCUGCAGGCAGGAACGACUCAGGAGGACUGAAGUCCAGAGCCCCUUGGGCUUUUAUGGCUCUGCCAUAGGCUGGACUUGGAGUAAGUCAUAUGGCUUCUCAUUUUCUGCGCGAGGUUUCUUUACAACUUCCCAGGGAUGCUAUGGGAAUUAAACUAAUCACAGAUUGGCCCAAACUACUGAUUUUGGAGUUCUGUUUUCUCUUUCCAGAGAAGUUUGCUGGUAUGUAGGUUUGGGAUUCCAGCCCAUUUAAAAGCUAAGGGCCAGCCAGGAGUUCUAGAUCUGAAUCUCUGUGUUACUAGUGUGCUGUGGUGAGUUGGGCUGAUGUGCACGGAGGUGAGAGCCAAACUUUUCACUCAUUAAAUACCCCACGGAUGGAAAGCGGUUGACAAAGAUUGAGUGGUGUUAUAUGAGGUACUGGGGCUAAUUUCUAUACCUGAUAUAUCUGGGCAAAAGUACUGUCGUGCUUCUGUUUUUACUUCUGAAACACCAAAGCCACCUGCCUGUUGGAAGGAGUGAGUGUCCAAAAAGCUCAUCUUCAUUUUCUGUAAUGCAUGUUCUUUUGGAUUCUAAAAUUGCUAUAAAUAUAUUUGAAAGGUAGAGCAUAUAUGUAUAUAUACAUGUAUGUACCGAGGGUCUCAUCACCCACCUGUGUACGGAAAUCUCCCCUCUGAUGCAUCAGGGUUUAAUUAGGAAAUGUUGGUGGACUUAUCUUACUUGCACUGUAAUUAAGAACCCCUGGGAUAUUGCUACAUCACAAUAUUUAUCGCAUAUUUGUAAUAUAACCUGACCUAUCUGUUCCAAAGAAGGAUUUUAUUUUGCCAAAGAGGCCUUGCUUUUUUAAGGUGCAUUUCUUAGCCAUGAUAAAAAUCACUUUGUUUGUGCCUGUGGUAAUGUCUAAACUGUUCCUUUCAGAAAGAUUUGGAAGAUCAUACACAUCUCUGUUUGAGUCUACAGAGGUUUUGCUUGUGCUGCUUUGGCUUUUUGAACAUUUGUUGGCGAGUAGAGCCUGAUCCCAUGAUUUGUGUGGCCAGAUAGGGCCCAAGAGGGGCCAGGAUCAGGUUCUAAUUUAGCAAAAUGCUUAAGCCCACGGGGUUUGUUUAAGCAUGGUCUUAAAGCCAUUGCAUGGUAUGACAUAAGCCAUGGGUGCAGUCAUUAAUACCAGACUGAUUCUGAAUGGCCCAGUCAGGCAGAUUCAAGUUGGGUAGGAUGUGGGCACAAAUUUCUGUCAAAUGAGCUUGAACACACGAUGCAGCUCCUGCGUCCCCCUCAUGCUGGCUGGAGGAGGGCAAACAGGACAUGAUCCAAUGCAACAUGUGGACAACGGGAGGGUGAGUUAUUACAAGAUCAGUGCUUCGUGUCAGGUGGCUGUGGCACUUUCCCUGUGUCAUAAGUAGCCCUACAGCCAGAUCUACUGUAUCUUUGAACCAUGGCUUUAAGUAUCUACUUAAACUUUCUCCAAAAGAUUGGGUUGCCUUGGUUACAGCCCAGUCCUUAAGCAUAUCCCCAAGGCUAACACUAGUAUUUUAUGAAUGUGAUGGGUUUUUUUGUCACUUACCUUAAUCAUUGCCUGAACGUUGCUUUUAAAAACAGAAAGCAACACCAUUGCUUUAGCAUAUCAGAUAAUGCACCUUUAAUUUUGUUUUUGUUUUUUUAAAUAUUUUAGUUUAGAUUUUUAUCACAGCUGCAAAACACUUGGGUGAUGACUUCAUCAUAGAGGUGUGGGAGUAGCAAAGUGUUUAUCAGAGUGAACUCUACAUAAUAGUGCUCAGCCUGAUGGCAGGAGCAAGGCUUCCCUGAGACACAGGCCUCAAGUUGACUUUCUGCCUACCAGCAAAAUAUGUGCCUGAGAAGAAUGAGGAAAAGGUGUCUUUUAGAGAAUUGGUGGCAGUUGAAGAGAAUAUGAAACAAAUCAUACUGAAAUCUCUUUGAACCUGCUCCUUCCUGCUAGGCCAUGGUGAGCCAAGCCUAGCCUAGGCCUGGUUUUAUGGUAUUGAUCCGUUUGAUUUUGAGACAGUCUGGCAAAUGUGGGCUAACAGGACCCCCAGAGACAGUCUGAGAGGGAAAUCCUGCAUCUUCACCUUCCUUCAGUAACUGUGUUAGACAGCUGAUGCCUUGGCUGAGAAAGGAUUUGAGUUUUUAACUGUUUGUUUUUUGUUUUUUUUUAUUGAUAUCUGUUUCUUGCAGUCGGUUCAUCAUGUUGAUUUGCUAUUUGUUCCCAGAGUUGUGCUGACUACACUUGAUAUAGAUUUCAAUACUGUAAGUCAGGGCUAGCAGAGAGAUGUGCUGAGGAAUCUCGCUGUGGUGAAAUUCCCAAGAGAAAACACUAGUGAUGGUAAUUGAGGGUUUGUUGCCAAAGGAUAGCAGGAACUACUUAGAACUAUCUGGAGGUUAGCAAUGUACAAAUUAAGAGAGCUGUGAGUGAGAACACUAUUUCCAGUUAGGGCUGGUCACAAUUUUUACACUAAAUUAUGUGAUGUCAAAAGUGCCAUUUUUUUAAUGAGAUAUUCUCCUUUCAGUGUUAUCCACAACAGUUUUUCUUGCUGUUAUAAUUAAAACCAUAUUGAAUUUUUAUCUAAAUAGAUUUCAGAGUUGUUAACAAAUAUUUUCAUUUCUCAAAAACCCAUGUCUCCCUCAUUUUUUGUAGUUCUUGGGUUUCUUCUGCUGGUAAAUUAAAGUCUCUGUAAUGGUUUUGAAAACUUUUUUGGAUAAAAAUUCUCUUUUCAUUUUUUUAAAGCACGGAUUCUUGGAAAAUGAUCCAGUAUUAGGCCUGGUAAAGUAAAAUUUUAAGAAAAAGAGCUUUGAAACUUUUCACAAGGUAUUUUACCCCCUAUUUUUGACUAGCUUUGCUAACUUUGAAGUCACUGUAUCCAUUGCCAGAACAAUCCAAAUAAUGUGACUCUUCUUAAAAUAACAGCAUUACUUCUGUUGGGUUUGUUUUUCUGAAAGCCAUGGGCUGGCUGGCUAUGGAGAGUGCCUAUGACUUUUUAUGUGGCAAUUGUGUUUUUUUUUUUUUUUUUCUUAAAAUUAGUGAAAAAUAUAAGCACGUUAUUGCAGCUGCCGUGAAGAUCAAGAGGUACGAUUGAACUUCACCAUUCUGAGCUUGGGAAUGGCAUUUCUCCUUAAACAUUUCUAGAAAUAUUACCUGUCUUCCUCAACAUUUCAAGUUUGAAUUUGCAACAGUCAAUUGCCUGUCUGGCAUUUGGUGCUUCUGAGUGCUGAGAGAGAGAAGACUUAACACUUGUGAAAUUAUAAAGUUCUCCUGACAUCUAAAAACUUGAGAGACAACCAUAAGCUCAGUAGGCUUCCUGAUGGCCUUUGGGGAACAGCUCUCAUUUCAGCUUGUGGGUUCUGUGCUGUGAUUUGCAAACACUAGGCUCAAGCACCUGCAGACCACUCUGGCAUAUGGACUCACAUGCACGCAUAAGGUGGUUGUGGGGCUACAACUAAGAAAUGUUUAGGCUGAAAUAUUAAGCGCUGCUACUUAUACCCACUGGGCUUUGUUCCUGGCUGUUCCUGGUCUCUUUUAGCUUCAUGUUAUGCAUAUAGGCAACUACCCCAUGGGCUGGUCACUGAUAUCAAGAGCUCUUAGGGCAAACUCUUUUUUUUCCUGUUUUGCUGUUUGUCUACAUUUCUCAUCAUGUGUCAAUCUUUUAGAAAAUGAGGAAGGAAACAAAAGCCCCAGGGGUGACAUUACCUUUACAUUUCCAGGGUUUAACAUCCCUCGUUGGGAACGUGGUGCUUGGGGGCUCUUUGCUCUGUCUCUGCCCUCCCUUUUUUCCACAAGUGGCAAUCUUACCUUCUUUUUCCAUUUGCUCAACGUGCUCUUGUCCUUGUAGUGAAGAUGGUAUGUUACUUACUUCACAGAGGUAUUGCAAGGCUUAGCUAGUAGUCGGAAAAACUUUUCCAGAUCUUUAAUCAAGUAGUUUUGCGCAUCCAUAGUAUCAGUGGCCUGCCAUAUGGAUAUCAAAGAAAAUGAUUAUAAUUAUUGCUUUUAAAAUGAUUGUGAAAUUGUGCCUUACUUUUUCAGUCAUAUUUAACCAUGUAAUUUAGAACCACAUGAUUGCAGGGACUUAUCAUGAAGAAAUUUGUUUGAAGGAUAGUUUGUUUUUAAAUAUUUUUUCUCCAAAAAUGAAUUUAUUAGUUUUCCCUCCUUUAUUUCUUUUCCUCCAGUUUUAUUCCUUUAAUAUGUUUGUGUAAAAGGGCAGCCAACAUUUGCAUUCGUGAGAGACAGAAGAUUUUAUUUGGUCUUGUGUGUGGAGCUUUCAUUUUCUUUUAUGUUCCUUCAGGAAAAUUCCUCUCUGCCCGAUUACUCAUAGUUAGAUGUCUUUAAAUGCAGGCUGACCAGUAAGGGUUUUUUGUUGUUGUUUAAUUUAGUGUGUGGUUUGCUUUGUGUUUUUGUUUUUUAAUUAUCUGGAUAUCGGGUACCGGGGAGGCAUUGCACAUUAAUGCAGAAUGUUAAUGCUAAUUUUCAUAGAAAAGACAAAAUUAGAGUCCUUUCCCUGUCUCCAGCACAGUUUUGUUACUGUUUUGUGUACGACACUAAUACUAAGCCAGACUGUAAAGGCAGAACGCUCGGUGACCUACUUCCAUUCACCAGCAAGAAUCCUUUGUCAGCUGACUCCUGUUUGUUUGUUCAUUUUUAAAUGUCGGAUUACAGAACGAGCAUCUCCCAAAGAUGAAAGAAAACAGUGUUUUCAUGUGCAGGAAAUUUGGGGUUGCAGUAACAGAACAUUUUCUUUGUGAAUUUGGAUGUCAUGGUGUUUUAAAGCCCCUGCCUGGAGCCUAAAUCAAUUUGGCCUCUCAUCCAGUUCAUCUCACUGGUGCUCCUAAAAGGCUGCAGCCCUGCAAAAGCUCAUGCAGCAUUUUUGGCCUCUUUCCCUUGCUCCCAUUUGGUACAUAUUUGCACAAUUUAACUGAGCUUUUCUUUCUGCUGAAGGUCAGAUGCAAGCGAUACGAAACACUAAACUUUAUAAACAAGCAAAGCCAUUUUAACCACAGUGUUUUGGACAAGAAUGGGUUUUUAGGUGGCGCACUGUCUGCUGGCCUGUGGAGGGGGGAUCCUGAGACUACAUUUGACUGAAACAGGAUGCAAAGCCACAAGCCUUGGUUUCUUAAUAAACUACUUACUGUAAUCCAGCUACACAGUUUCAGCCUCACACUUUAGAAGAAGCUUCCAGCAGCAACGCACAUACAGGCACUUUCCCUUUUCCUUGCAGAAAGUGAAACUUUCCCAACCAGUGCCAAUUUAACCUAUUGCAUAAGAUGCUGGAAGUUUGUUUUUUUGGUUGUUUUUCUUUUUUUUUUUUUUCCUUGGGAUUCUUUCUGUAACCUCUAUGAGCAAAGGAUGAAUAGCUUUUCUUUUUCCUUUUUUUUUUGACAAGAUUAGAUGUUGCAUAUUGAUGAGCUAGCAUUUCAAAGGUCCAUGGGGCUUUGGAACGUAUUAAGAAUCUCUGAAGUUUAAUAUUCACCACAUCUUAAAUAUUCAGAAGGAAAAAUCUGCAUAAAAUGGCUUUUGAUAAAUACGUUCUAGGCGUUCUUUCUUGCUGUCUUACACAAGCGUUGUGGGGAUUGUGGCCGUGCCAGUUUUGUUCCAAAGUGUCUUUUGUUUCAGCUUAUCAGGACCAUUUUGAUCCCAUUUGUAUGCCCAGCACUUGUCCUGAAGUCUUUUAUGGUUCCCGCUGGAACUGUACUGCAGGCAGGUGGAUGUAACCAAGGCAAAGGCGCUGCUGAGCACCCUAACUCCUGCACAGCUGUCUGCCUCAUUGCUCCCCUCCUGCUGUACAGCCUCAUCCUGUGCUUGCUUUUGGCGGUGCAGGUUGCUCAGCCUGGCUGGUUAGCCCAGCAGUCAGGCUUGGCUAAGAUCUUUCUGGAGACAUUCUUCAUGCUGGUGGGGAUUUGCAGGUGGAGAGGGCAAGAUCCUGGAUGCAGGGACAAAGCAAAGUGCCAUUCAGGGCAUCUCAGAUCUCACAGGGCAGUUUGGGUCUUUAGUAAGAAUCUCAGCAGUAAGAGGAAUGUUUUUAGGAGAAAUCCUUCCCUGGAUCUGUUUCCCAUCUCUGUUGAAAAUCCGAUUGAAGCUUUAGAUGAGAAUCAGUGAUGGGCUGUGUACACUCAGAUAUUUUACUGUAUUAUCAACACUCUCGUUUGCCUUAUCCUUGAAGUCCCAUGGUGCAUGCCAUGGUGUGCAGGACAGCUUCUUUGGCCCUGUUCAUAUGCAGCCUGGACUUUGUCAUGCCAGCCCCUGUUAAAUCAGUGCCUGGUACUUUUUCUCAGGACAGCUCUGGCUUGGGCCAAGGGCAACUCAUGCUCCAAUGCAAACAGUGGUGCUUUCUUUUUUGGCUUAAAAAUAAUGCAGCCUUUUCAAAUUCACCUUUCCCCUCUCAUGUAUUCCUGACAGAAGUAGGAUUUUAAAUAUUUCAUAACAUUCCUCUUUCUUCUCCUUUUUUGCCAGAUGUCUUGAAAACAUUGUCAGAUUACAAUCUGGGUGGGGGUUUUCAGGAUCGAUUUCCUUUCCUUCUUGAUUGCGUGGUGUAGGUUUGCAAUAAGUUUUUUUUUUCUUUUUUUUCCAUGUCUUACAGAACAGAUGCCUUCAGUUUAUGCAGAGAAAGAUUGACUAUGAUUAGAGCUAAUCCAGGAUGGCAGGAUUGGACCCCCACAGUGAAAUCUAGAAAAGUGAUUGCAAAAGUAUUUUGUUUCUCCUUUAUUAAUUACACAGGAAGUUUCCACAGAAGGCUCAUGUAACACAACUGGCCUAUGUAAUAAGUAGCAGGGCCUGUAAUUACAGUCUGUCUUCUGAUCCUAUCUGUGCUCUGACUUUCUAGGCAUUGCAGUUCUAUUUACAUGUGUCUUUGUCACCUUUUAAAUUUUUGAUUGGUCACUAAGGGAAGAACAGCACAAGCUGCGAGCCCUGUGGAGAUCCAGCAAUGAGGCCUCCUCCUCCUCACGUAUCUGCCUGCUUUGGGACACAGGAGAGAGAGAUUUUUACCAGGCAUGUAGCAAGGGGAGUGGGCUGUGUGCCAGCUGUGUAUCUUUUGAGAUCUCGGAGUCCUCAUAGGACUGGAAAUUUGAACCUUUUACAGGUCUUAAGUAGUGUACUAUCCUGCGAGGGAGUUUGUGUAUCAGCAUUUCUUUGCUCCAAGCAGUUUCUACAGGAUUUCGCCUUUCUUUUCUGUAAGAUUCAGGAUCGUAUGGUUGCAAAGAGAUCCUUCCAGCUAUGGCACAAGGAGGGAGAUGGCUUUUAGCAUCGUGCAGAGAAGCUGAGCUAUAAAUGCUGAUAUCGAUGUAAAACAACAGUAACCUGAGUGGAAGUGGAAGGCAGCGAUUUACCCGCGGUUCAGCACCAGGUUCACCAGCACUGAGCACCAGCAAGCAGGCCUCAAGCAGGUCAGCUCCCUGGCGUGUCAGUCCUGAGGCCUGGCAAUGAGGAAAUGGGCUCCUUGUAGAAGUCCUUGGUGCUGGUCACUCCCACAGUAGUCUCUUCUCUCUUUUAAAAUGUGUUCUUGAGUUAGGGUAGAACUCGAGAGGGAUGUCCCCCAGUCUUUUCCUUCAAGCCAUACUCCUAGCGCUAUGUUAGAUCAAGAGGAACAAAAGCCAUUGUGCAAACACUGUUAUUCUAUGCAAAAAAUAUUAACAACCCACUAUGGAUACAUUUAAUGUCCAUUGAAGCGUUAGGCAAAUCGUCCCUUUUCUGCAGCUUGCACUGUUAUUUAAUUAUUUUUGGUAUGACUUAUAAAAAAAAAAAGAACAAUUAUUUUUAAUUUUUUUCUAACUCUACUUCUAAGAAAGUUGAUGCUUUAAAGGAAAAAAAAAAAAACUUACUUUCAAACAUGGGUUUUUCAGGCUUCAAAAUUAAUAAUUUCUACACCUGACCCAGUUCUUGCAGCUGCCAAAAAAGAAAAGAGAAAGCUAUUUAAAUUUCUCAUAGAACCAUUUAUCUCUUAAAAUAUGCCAAGGCAAUUUGAGGUGGGGGUGGAGACUCAGCUAUUUAUCUCAGCAGCUUGAUUUUUCUCUUUAUGUUUCUAACUGUCAGGGGAAAAAAACGGUAGGAAGCUAUUCUUGGGCUAUUAUUGAUGUAUUGUGUUGCCAUUAUGCAGGAUGUCUGCUUUGCUAUAUACGGAAGGACAUUAAUAAUAGCCACCUCCCCUGCCCCCAGCCUCGGUUCCUCUUUGGGAAGAUACGCUUUAAACUGGAGCAUCUGCCCUGCUCAGACUGCUGCUCCCCCCUCUUCCCACCGUUUGUUCCCAGACUAGUUUGGGGGAACAAGGCUAAAGGGAAUAAGGAGACAGGUUAUAAGGCCGUUCUUCUGCCCACUCGUGUUCUUGCUCCAGGCAAGUUAUUUCCAUGCCAUGUACCUGGCUUCCUCUUCCCUUCCCGUGUGUUGCUCCUCUUUUCAUUCUAAGUUCAUCGGU
Messenger RNA from Oxyura jamaicensis (ruddy duck), 15035 nucleotides. RefSeq names its product LIM domain containing preferred translocation partner in lipoma (gene LPP). Lineage: Eukaryota; Metazoa; Chordata; Aves; Anseriformes; Anatidae. The transcript has 12 exons. Gene Ontology annotation, biological process: cell-cell adhesion. The coding region runs from base 2232 to 4049 and encodes 605 amino acids. The record is from RefSeq and is a predicted model, not a curated record. Gene Ontology annotation, cellular component: focal adhesion; stress fiber.